AGUGUCAAACUGGGACGAAUGUUUCGUUUUCGUUUCGGAGCAGAGACAGCCCGUGCCAUGUGUUUGCAUUUUGUUUGAACUGUACAAUAAUCUAAAGUUUCGCUAACAUCAUUUUUACCUUUCAAUGGCGCGUCGCCCAGAACAUUUAGCUCCGCCGGAAAUUUUUUACAGUGAAGAUGAAGCUCGAAAAUAUACAAACAACAGUCGAAUCAUCGACAUCCAAGUCCAGAUGUGUGAGCGAGCCAUCGAGCUGUUAGCUCUACCAGAAGAUGAUACACACCUGAUUCUGGAUAUUGGCUGCGGUUCUGGAUUGUCCGGAAGCGUACUGGAAGAUCAAGGGAACGUUUGGAUUGGGAUCGACAUUGCCAAAGCCAUGUUGGAUGUUGCUGUGGAACGCGAGGUUGAUGGUGAUUUGGUUUUGGGUGACAUGGGGCAGGGUAUGCCGUUCAAAGCUGGAACGUUCGAUGGUGCGGUAUCAAUAUCGGCACUUCAGUGGCUUUGCAACGCUGAUAAGAAGUCUCAUGUUCCGCAGAAACGACUCCAUCAAUUUUUCAGUACCCUUUUUGCGUGCUUGACUCGCAAUGCUCGGGCGGUGUUCCAGUUUUACCCAGAAAACUCGGAUCAAAUAACGCUGGUGACAACACAGGCAACGAAAGCUGGAUUCUAUGGUGGUCUCGUGGUUGAUUAUCCCAAUUCGACAAAAGCAAAGAAAUACUAUCUAGUGCUUAUGACAGGCGGAAUUACCAAGUUGCCAGCUGCGUUGGGCACCGAAGAAAAUUCGAAUCAGAUACCCUAUAGUCGAAAACGAGAAUUGGCAAAAAAUGCACGAGGGAAGCCGCUGAAAAAAUCUCGAGAUUGGAUACUGCAAAAGAAGGAACGUCGAAGGCAGCAGGGUAAUGAAACUCGAAGUGACUCAAAAUAUACAGCACGAAAACGCAGCGGACGGUUCUGAGUUUUUGUCAAUUUUUCGAUAAUAAUUUGUUUCGCCAA
Topomyia yanbarensis is the source of this 990-nucleotide messenger RNA. Its product is annotated as probable 18S rRNA (guanine-N(7))-methyltransferase. Gene Ontology annotation, biological process: rRNA (guanine-N7)-methylation. The transcript is spliced from 3 exons. The record is from RefSeq and is a predicted model, not a curated record. Gene Ontology annotation, cellular component: nucleolus. Gene Ontology annotation, molecular function: rRNA (guanine) methyltransferase activity. NCBI's taxonomy places the organism in Eukaryota, Metazoa, Arthropoda, Insecta, Diptera, Culicidae. Bases 125 to 952 code for a protein of 275 amino acids.